Molecule: messenger RNA, 1640 nt
Organism: Bombina bombina (fire-bellied toad)
Lineage: Eukaryota; Metazoa; Chordata; Amphibia; Anura; Bombinatoridae
Gene: CXCR3
Product: C-X-C motif chemokine receptor 3
Exons: 2
Coding region: 22-1110 (362 amino acids)
Biological process (GO): regulation of leukocyte migration; G protein-coupled receptor signaling pathway; inflammatory response
Cellular component (GO): membrane
Molecular function (GO): C-X-C chemokine receptor activity
Source: RefSeq, a predicted model, not a curated record
GCACACUGUCUCCUGUGAAACAUGGUUGACAGCUCAGAUGACCAUAAGAUAUUUUAUUUUUCUGACUACGAGCCACUUGAAAACAGCAGUUUGGAGUUUGGCUAUUCCGAUAGUUCUGCUCAUCUGUCAUGUAACCAGCAACAGGCCAAGACAUUUGAUGGACGUUUUCUGCCAGCAUUUUACAGUCCUUUAUUCAUAUUGGGAAUGCUGGGAAAUGUGUUGGUAGUUGUUGUUCUCCUGAAGAAUAGACAGAGACUUCAGAGCACUGAAAUCUUCAUCAUGCACCUAGCUGUGGCUGACAUACUAUUGGUUAUGACCUUGCCUUUCUGGGCAGUGCAGGCGGUGUCUGGUUGGCUGUUUGGAGAAGUCCUAUGUAAAAUGAUGGCCUCAGUCUUCAAAAUUAAUUUCUAUGCUGGCAUUUUCCUGCUAAUGUGCAUCAGCAUUGAUCGCUACAUGUCUAUUGUCUAUGCUGUCCAGAUAUAUAAAAAACACAGAUCACAUAUGGUGCACUGGAGCUGUCUGCUGGUUUGGGGAUUGUGUAUUAUCUUAAGUAUUCCUGACAUCAUGUUUUCCCAAGUUUUGCAUGAAUAUCGUACUAAUGUGACAGAGUGCCAGCUUAACUUUCCAAUUUCUAGCUCUCAACAUUGGAGAAUUACCAUGAUAUUACUUUAUAAUGUGUUGGGAUUCUUGUUACCACUCUGUGGCAUGUUGUACUGCUACACUCAUAUAAUUCUUACGUUGGUCAGAUCUCAAGGCUUUAAGAAGCACAGAGCACUACGAGUUAUCAUAGCUGUGGUAGUUGCUUUCUUCUUAUGCUGGGCUCCAUAUAACAUUGCCGUUUUGAUUAAUGCCUUGAUCAUGCUGCAAAUCUUUGUGUCUAGCUGUGCACAAGAAAAAAACCUUGAUAUUGCAAUGUCAGUUACUCUUGGCCUGUGUUAUUUUCAUUGCUGUCUCAAUCCUGUUCUUUAUGCCUUUGUUGGUGCUAAAUUUAAGAAUAAGUUUGUAGAACUUUUAAGUCAUACUGGCAUCUGUCCAAAGUUUGUUAACCUACCUGCAAGGCCUUCAACCACCUGGUCAGAAUCUGCAGACACUUCCCAUUCAGGGAUUUAAAAAAGUAUUUAUAUCGAGAAUCAAAAAUCAGUAUGUGGACUUGGUUUAUCCAUCAAGACUCAAAUGUAUAUGCAAUUUCCACAAUGUAUAGAAUGUAGAAAAAGGGAUGAUUUAAUGACUGGUCAAAUUGGUAAGAUGUGUGAAAGACAUAUAAAGCAAUAGGAAAGUGUUUAGCCUCGGGCUGGCCUUUGUUUUGAGACAGCAAUUGAAUUGCAGGGGUAUUAUUAUUGUUGUUAUUAUUAAAGGGACAGUUUACUCAAAAUUUUUCUCUUCUUUAAUUUGUUUCCAAUAAUCCACUUUACCUGCUGGAGUGAAUUUAAUUGUUUACAAGUAGCUCCUUUACCCUUAUAUUGGCAUAUGAAAUAGUUGAUUUAGCGUGUGGUAUCCCCACCUGAAAGUUUGUGGCCGCAGGUCCAAGCUACAGAUAAUCUUUGUAAACACAGGCAGCAGAAGAAAUUAUACUCCCAGUGGGAUAUAGUAGAGAUAAGGUGAUAAAAUGUUUAUAUCCCAUUGUUCUCUCCAAGUACUGG